Molecule: messenger RNA, 1170 nt
Organism: Arachis stenosperma
Lineage: Eukaryota; Viridiplantae; Streptophyta; Magnoliopsida; Fabales; Fabaceae
Exons: 1
Coding region: 1-1170 (389 amino acids)
Source: RefSeq, a predicted model, not a curated record
AUGGGUGAGGUUGAUCGAUGGUCAAACAUUCAUCAAGAUUUGUUAAACGAAGUUACAAAGCGGUUUUAUUCAUAUGACAAUGACUACCUUCAACUACGAUUGGUUUGUAAGCAAUGGAACUUGAAACUUCCAAAGAUCCCCACUGGCAACAAAGUUCCGUGGCUGCUACUACCUAUUAGUGGUGGUGCUGCUAAAGAAUCUUUUGAAGCAGUUCGUUCUAUUGAAGAGGAGGACAUCUAUCAUAUCAUGCAAUUACCUACCAUUGACGAAGCAACUCUUGACACAGAUGGUCUUGAAGAGGAGGGGAUUUAUCAUUUCAUGCUAUGGGAGCUUCAAGACAACAGCAUAUGCGGUUCUUGUCAUGGAUGGUUGAUCAUCGUAAUGGUAUAUGAAGGUACGAUAAAAAUGUUAAACCCGUUUACAAAGGUUCACUUAGAUCUUCCUCCAAUCUCAACUCUCUCCAAUGUAAUUGAUAUUAAUGGAAAUGAAUGUAUUAAAAUUCCUAUGCAUAAAACCCAAAUUUGGAAAGCUAUUAUAAACUCAGCUCCUACAAAUGACAAUAAUAAUGAUUUUAUGGCUGUGGUCAUAUAUGGAUGUAAGAGUAACUUAGCCUUUUACAAGCCCAAUGACAAGAGAUGGCUUAGAUUUUCAACAAGAUCCAUGUGCGAUGUCAUAUUUUUUCAAGAGAAAAUAUAUGCAGUAGAUUAUGAAGGCCAACUAUACGAAUUUGAUACCAAAAAUAAAUCAGGACCAAUGGGAAGAAUUUAUGAAGCCACACCACCUCCAUCGGAUAAAGGAAUCUUCAAGUGUUACUAUCUGAUUGGAUGUGCUAAUGGAAGUUUAUUGAUGUUGAUAAGACCUGUAACACGUCGUUACAAGGUUGUGGAGACCGUCAAAUUCUAUGUCUAUGAAUUGAAGAAAAAUGAAAAAGCAUGGUCAAGAAUAUAUGAUUUGGGAAAUUAUAUAUUAGUAAUUGGUCUCAAUUCUUCUGUUCAAAUGUUGUCGAGCAAAGGAAAUCAAAUCUACUUUACUGAUAACAUGCGUAUCGCGCACUCACCAUACCUUGCUGAACUUCAUGACGUUGGUAUCUUCAAUUUGGAAGAUGGGAGUUUCAAAAAAUUGUUAACAGAUGUGAAAUUUUUUUGUCCUCCUGUUUGGAUAUUAUCCUAA